Stegostoma tigrinum is the source of this 9104-nucleotide messenger RNA. RefSeq lists its product as uncharacterized. Gene Ontology annotation, molecular function: protein binding; GTP binding. The record is from RefSeq and is a predicted model, not a curated record. The coding region runs from base 421 to 4293 and encodes 1290 amino acids. NCBI's taxonomy places the organism in Eukaryota, Metazoa, Chordata, Chondrichthyes, Orectolobiformes, Stegostomatidae. The transcript is spliced from 3 exons.
UUUCAUUGUCGGGAAGAGCCGCACAUGAACAAAGUGAAAGUUAAAUGUUACUCAAACAGCACAACUGUAUCUCUGAGUUGGCAGCAGCAUUUCGUGCACUCGUUCUGAACACUACAACGUGGUCAGGGAAACAUCAGUUCCUGCAGUAAAUAAUCUUUGCCUCCAUCUGAUCACAGCUUUACUCCACACCCCAAAACGUGUCAACACAAGUGACUCAGCCACUGAGUCAAUCGGAGACUGACUUCAACUCGCAACGCGGAGAAGCGUCUGAUGAGCUAGUGCUUUCGAACAAGUGCAGUUGUUCCAGGAGCUGAGACCUCAGUGAAAACCCUGGUCCAUCCUGUCCCGAUAGUGAUUCCCCCUCGGCUGGAUCACAGACAUUUCAUGUACAGGUGAUACAGGAUUGGAUUGUGUGGAACAAUGAGUCACGGAGAAAGCGUGGUGAUGGAACAGGCAGCUCUGGGCCGUCCUUUCCAACUGGGAAUGCUGUACGACUGCCGAUCUGACUGUCUGAUCCCAGGGGUCACACUGUGGGAUUUAGAGAAAUUACAACCUCACGUACAAUCUCAGCGUAACACUGAGUUUCACAUCAUUGCAUCUGACUCCACUGAUAAAAAAGCCUCUGCACUGAAUGUGGAUGGAUCACUGAAAGCAAGUUUCCUGGGUGGUUUGGUGGAGGUGACAGGAUCAGCGAAGUAUCUCAACGACACAAAGAAAUCGAGGCAACAGGCCCGAGUGACCCUCCAGUACCGAACAACAACCAAGUUUGAGCAGCUGACAAUGAACAGCUUGGGGCAACAGAAAAUAACCUACCCGAAUGUGUUUGAUGAGGGAACAGCAACUCAUGUGGUUACAGCAGUGCUGUACGGGGCUCAGGCUUUCUUUGUGUUUGAUCAAGAGGUCUCUUCGACAGAGAACAUACGGGAUAUUCAGGGUAACCUGGAGGGGAUGAUUAAAAAAAUUCCUUGUAUUGCAGUUGAGGGUCAGAUCUCCCUAGAAUUGACAGAGGAACAAAAAUCCAAUGUCCAAAAAUUCAGCUGCACCUUUUAUGGAGAUUUCUUCCUGGAAAACAAUCCCAGCACAUUCCAAGAUGCUAUCAAAAUCUGCACAACCCUCCCAAAGUUACUGGGAGCGGAUGGAGAGCACGCAGUGCCCAUGAGAGUCUGGCUCUACCCACUCGACAAACUGGACUCUAAAGCUGCUCAACUGGUACGGGACAUAAGUAUUGGAUUGGUCAAUGACUGCCAGUCUGUGCUGGAGCAGCUCAAUGAGAUGGUGAUGAGAUGUAAUGAUAUGUUGAAAGACAGUAUCAUGGUUCAAUUUCCAGAGGUUGGGAACAGGAUACUGAAAUUUCGAGAGAUGUGUCAGGAGUAUAAACUGGUUUUCCAGAAGGCUUUAUGCAGACUGUUGCCGCCUAUCCGUGGAGGUGGUGCAGAGGAAGGGUUGCUGGUAGAUAUUCUGAAGAACAAGGAACGGUCACCGUUCAAACACCAGGCACUGGUCAAAUGGCUCGAUGGUAAGGAGCGGGAAAUGAAUGUGCUGAGAUCAUUUCUCAUAAUAUUGAAAGAUAUACCCGUUGUGAAAUCGAGGGGUGAGAUGGAUAGGGAACUCUUGGAUCCAGAGACAGAGAAUGUGGUCUGUUUCACAUUCACAUCACUGCAGCAAGAGGAUUUCUAUCUGUCAGAAGCAGGCAGAUACCUAAAAUCUCUCACAGCUGAGAAAAUGCAGAUCCCAGAUCCUGCUACCCAGAUUAGUGCAGAACAUCACAACCAGCAGUGGCUUUACUCAGAGUCUGUAUCACAGAAGAUGAGGGAGCUCUCUCGUUUAUUCUGGGAUUUUGCCACAGAAAACAGAGUAGAAGGGAAAACAAAGUUAAUUGUUGCGACAGUGCAGGAUGACAGUAAUGUGGGAUCAUUGAUUUACCUGUGUGAGGGAGGGUUUGUGGUGAAUUGCUGCUUCAAACCCCCAUCACAGCCGGAGAGACCCGUGGUCAGUGGAGUAACACAUGACAGUGCGACUCUCCAAUUACAGCCACCGAGAUGCGGUGCUGGUGAGAUUGUUGGGUACAGGGUGGAAUACCGAAACACCCAACAGGAGGAAUUGAAAACUGUGGAUACACCCAAUGAAUCCAAAUCCUUCACAAUCCCCGGGUUACAGCCGCACCAGAAAUAUCAAUUCCAAUACAGAGCAGUGACCAAGGCAGCGGUCAGCGUGCCCAGUGAGAGCUCCAGUGUCACCACACGUCCCACAGGCCCACCUGGUAAACCCUCCACACUCCAGGUUGACUGGUGUGACGUAACACUCACCUGGGAAAGGCCGACUGAGAUUGGAGCCAGUGUUAAUAUUGUUCAGUACAGGAUAGAAUAUAGGGAAGGAAAGGCAGUUCGCUCCAACACAGAGAAUGGAUUGUGGGAGGAAGUAAAGACAAGAGGCUGUGAAUGUCAUUGUACUUUAGAGGGACUGAAACCCAAGACAUGCUACAGACUGCGAGUGUCUGCUGACUGUGGAGAAGGUGGCUAUAGUGAACCAAGUGAGGAGGUUCUCAUAGAAACAGAAAAUCAACCCAAGAGACUGGCUGUGAAACUUCAUAAAGAAAGUACAUUAACAACCAAAGGGAACCCUUCCUUUUACACACUGCGCUUACAGAAGAAGAUACUGGACAAAGCUGGACACCUUGUACGUUGCACCUUUGGAAAACCCUCCAAAAAACACAGUGGAAGGACAAUCAUGGUCCUUGGAGCAACAGGAGCAGGAAAAACAACCCUCAUCAAUGGAAUGAUCAAUUACAUCCUGGGUGUGAAAUGGGAGGACAACUUCAGAUACAAAUUGAUCAAUGAAGGGACAGGAAGAUCCCAGGCUGAAAGUCAGACAUCAUCAAUCACUGCCUAUCAACUGCACCAUCGAGAAGGAUUCCAGAUUGAUUACUCUCUCACUAUCAUUGACACUCCAGGGUUUGGAGACACCAGGGGGAUAUCCCGAGAUAAAUUGCUCACUGAGCAGAUCCAAGAGUUCUUCACUUCCCCAGAUGGUGUUGAUCAGAUCGAUGCUGUGUGUUUCGUUGCUCAAGGCUCUAUGGCUCGUCUGACCCAUACACAGAAAUAUGUCUUUGAUUCAAUUCUUUCUAUUUUUGGCAAAGACAUUGCAGAGAACAUCAGAAUCCUGGUGACAUUUGCAGAUGGGCAGAUUCCGCCUGUUCUGGAGGCCAUCAAUGUUGCUGAGGUACCGUGUCCCAAAGAUGAAAAAGGUUUUCCAGUUCACUUCAAGUUCAACAAUUCGGCCAUAUUUGCUCAAAGACCAAUUUCUGGUGACUCUGUCAAUAAGAGGGACCCUGAUGGUAGCAGUGAGGAGGAGGAGGAGAGCAAUAGCUUUGAUGCAAUGUUCUGGAAGAUGGGAUCAAUCAGCAUGAGGAAAUUCUUUUCAGCUCUGAGCAAAAUGGAAACAAAGAGUUUACGUUUGACAAAGGAGGUCCUGAGAGAGAGGCAGCAGCUGGAGGCUGCGAUAGAGGGAUUGCAGCCUCAGAUUAAAAUGGGGUUGACUAAAGUGGAGGAGCUCAGGAAGACACAACAAGCUUUGAACCAACAUCAAGUCGAUCUGGAUGCAAACAAAGAUUUUGAGUAUGAGGUUGAAGUCACAGUUCCGGUACAGACUGAUAUCAGUGGGAGUGGUCAUUUCAUAACUAACUGUCAGAAAUGUCACUUCACCUGCCACUAUCCUUGUGCCAUUCCUAAUGAUAGUGAUAAAAGGGGAUGUGCAGCAAUGGGGCACAAUGGAUACUGCAGAGUCUGUCCAAGUAAAUGUGUGUGGUCUAUUCAUUUUAACCAAAAGUACAAGUUUGACUAUGAAACCAGAAAGGAGAAGAAAACGUAUAAAGAGCUAAAGGAAAAAUAUGAGAAAGCAUCUGGUGAAAAGAUGACACAAGAAAAGGUCAUGAAGAAACUUCAGCAGGAGUUAGAUGGUGUGCAGCAAGUGGUUUUCAAACUGAUUGAAACAUCAUCUCAGUGCAUUUUAAGACUUGAGGAAAUAGCUCUCAGACCAAACCCAUUAUCAACUCCAGAAUACAUUGACCUGCUGAUUCAAUCUGAGAAAGAGGAGGCGAAACCGGGAUUCCUGGAGAGAAUCCAGUCACUGAAUGAAGUCAAACAACAGGCUGAGAUAAUGGCAAAAAUAUCCAAGCAAGAGGAGCUGUGCCCAAAAGAAUAUGGAGGCAAAGCAACAGAAGGUAAGAGAGGACUUCAGGCAAGAUUGAAAGAGAAGUUUUCUGACGUGUGCAAUUGGUUUCAGCUUUCAAAAUAAUUCACAUCUCAGGCUGGAAUAAAUUAAGACAACAAUGAAACAUUUAGUCAACAAAUGAUGUCGUUCACUUGUUUCCAAUGUCUGAAGCAAAUAGUUAGCUCGUUAAUAAAAGAAUUUCUCUCCAAAAAAAUUUCCUAAUUCUACUUCGCUGAUUGAACCAACUCAAUCCAGCUGUAACCAAAAUAGAAGCAAUUAUUGCCUGGCUUCAUAUUAAUUUCAAUGAUUUAAAUUCCUCACUCCAAUUAUUUCCUGUGUGGAGAGUGAGAUGUUCACUGGCAGAUCUCCUGUGACAUUGUGACCGUCAACCCUGGUUUGAAACUGCUCCAAAUAAUAAUAUUGGAACAUGAGAAAUAGCAUAUGGAACAGAACAUAAAGCCUAUCAAACUGACUUCACCAUUCAAUGUGAUCAUGACUGACCUUCAGCUUUAAUUCAACUUUCCUGUUCACAUCCCUGAUCCUGCAAUUCUCAGAGAUGUCAAUUACGUCUAUGACUCAAUGUUAAAGUGUCUCAGUGAUGUCUCAUCCACCCUCCGUGAUCAAGAAUUUCAAAGAUUCAAAACUCUUUGAGGGAAGAAAUUAAUAAUCAUUUCUGCUCAAAAUAAUUCUGCCUUCAUCCUGAAACUGUGUUCCUAUAUUCUGUACUUCCCAAACAUUGGAAACAAUCUUGCAAUAUCUGUUGUAAGUCCAUUCCAAAUCUUGAUUUUUCCUGUGAGUUUUUACCCCUUGGAGAGUGACCUCAGUGACAGGAAUGUGGUUGCCUCUUGACAGGUUUAGUUGUAAGGUUAUGUUCAUCUUGGUGGGUGGGUAAUGGUCCAGCUGUCCCACUUGCUAACCCCUUGCCCCCAGUCCACCAGCUGAUGAAUCAGUGCCGACACAUUGAACAGCACUUGGGUGAAACAAUGAGGGAUGGAAGGGCACAGAAUGUACUAUGGGAGGGGAAUUUCAAUGUGCGACUGGGCAGCACCAUGACUAAUCAAUCUCUAAAGGAUAUAGCAACUGGAGUGGAGCUGCAGCAGGUAAUGAGGGAAAAACAUAACCUUCUCAACUCAUGAUAGUGCAAGAUCGCACAUUGUGCAAUCGAGGAUUGAGUUAGAUCAAGAUGUUUUGCAUCCAGAGACAGAGAAUGCGGUCUACUUCACAUUAACAUCACUGCUUCAAGCAGAUUUUUAUCUGCCAGAAGCAGAUAGCCAACGUCAAUCUAUCUGCCAAGAGCUACUUCCAAAAAAAAAGACUUUGAUUCAAUCCUGACCAAUUUUGGCAAAGAAAUUGCAGAGAAUAUUUCUUUGGGUUGGACAUAAGCAAUAAUGUGCUAAUGUGCCUCCAGGCAUUCCACAGUCAUGUGACCUCAACCAUGAGGACUCACUGUUGAAUCAAGACUCAGUACAGGCCAGCCUGCUUCCUGUGGGCUCCUAAAACAUCCCAAUCCUAGCGACAGUCUCAGGUGGUCAGGUUCUCUCCUGCUGAGGAGGCUAUCUAUAUUGCUGCAUGUCCAAAAGAUUAAAAAAAAUUCCAUUUCACCUCAGUUUCGACAAUUCACCGACAUUGAUCCAAAGAUCAGAUUCUGGAAGCUCUGGUCCCAAGAGGAACCCCAAGGAGAACAAUUUUCAAACUGAAAUUCCAACUAUUCCAGUUGUUAAUUUUUCCAAACUAAAGAAGGCUGUGAUUUGCAUUUGGAAGUAAAAUAAUACCCUUUCUCUGAGAAUUUUAUAACGUCAAUUCUUUUCUUUCAAUGUUAUUUAUGGUAUCACUUCGAUGCCUCAUUGUAUCUCCACCUUGUGAAUUUGGCUUUUGUUGCACUCAGAUAUUCAUUGGUAUGUGGCUCAAGUGAUAAUGUGCAUGUGAAUACUCUCUAGGAUUUUGAAAAGCAUCAAGGGUAGGAGGAGAAAGUGGGAAUGGGACAUUAUGAUAGAGGAUCAAACAGGAUCGUGAUGAAUUGUGGAGCAGGCUCAAAGGAACAAAUGGUCUAUUCCUGCUCUGAGUUUCUGUGUUGCUCAGAGUCAGGCUUAUGUUGCUAAUGCUAUCUUCUUGCUGGUGGACCUCUUAAUGUUCCAUCCCUGGAUAACAAUGUUUCUGGUAUUGAUGAUGGUCUUUUCUAUGUUCCCAGUUCUGGUGAUGGUUGAACAUUGUCUCCGUCUUUUCAAAUUUUCCUGCCAGUUUCAGUCAAAAUGAUGUAUGAACUUGGUAUCUCGGCAUCAGCAAUCGCUUUUGCUCAGCUCCAAGCAUUUAUGCUUGGAUCCUGUGCAAGUAUAGUUUGUUCAUUAAACAGUGCAGGUCACUUUUGAGCAUGUUUAUUGAAGUAUUUACAUCCUUCUUCCUCUGCUCGAGUGAGUUGAUGUCCCGCUUCCUCCUGGUCAGCUGGAGGAUGUAUUUUGCUUGAUCAGUGGUCUUACACCUUCUUCCAAUCAACAACUCUGCAGCUGGUUUCAUGUCUGUCUUGAGGGCUGUGGGUCAAAGUGACUAUAAGGCAAGGUUUGGGUAUCCCUUUGUCGCUCAGCAUUUUGCAAGUGUUCCAUUGAUCAUCUGGUCACAUCUUUCUCUUAAAGUAAUGAUGUUGAACCCAACCUUUUCAGUGAUAUCCUUUACCCAUUAUAUAAAAAGGGGUAAAUUUGGAGCUGUAGACUGUGGCUCUGAGAUAUGAUUCUUCAUUGCAUGUGAAGAAACCAGCUCCCACACUGUGCAAUGGUCUGGAUGGCACCUCAGUAGCUAUCAUUCCUCUUUCUGUAUAUCUAACAUACAUUGCAUGAAGACACAAAUUUUAAAUAUCUUUAUAAUGCUGAUCCAAUACACAGCUGAUUUGGUUGUGAGCUUAUACUUCUCUAUUCCGAUGUGAUCAUCAUAUAUUUUAUGGUCAUUCCUGAAUUUUUUGGCUAUGAUUAUUCUGGAUCCCGCCAGUGGGAAUACCAUCUUCCACUGAGCCAUCAUCCUGAUAGACCAGAGCAGCCGUAUUGCAGGCUGCUGCAAUUGAUCAGGCCAUCCCUGGAUCUCCUGCUGAUGAAGCAUUUGGAACUCCUUGAAUUUGUUGAUCUCCCCUCUAAUCUGCUUCAGUUUCAGAGCAGUGUCACCUUCACAACAGGGUGAGAAUUUACACUUCGAUUUUCUAUCCUGUGUUUCUCCUGUGACAAAGGCAUGAUGCUCAGUGGUUAGCACUGCAGCCUCACAGUGCCAGGGACCUGGGUUUGAUUCCACCCUCGGACGACUGUCUGUUUGCACAUUCUCCGUGUGUCAGCGUGGGUUUCCUCUGGGUGCUCCGGUUUCCUCCCGCAAUCCAAAGAUGUGCAGGUUAGGUGGAUUGGCCAUGCUAAAUGGCCCGUUCAGGGAUAUGUAGAUGAGAGAGAUGGUUCUGGGUGGGAUGCUGUGUGUGUCGGUGUGGACUUGUUGGGCUGAAGGGCCUGUUUCCUACGCUGUAGGGAUUCUAUUCUAUGAUACUGAGAAUCAGGUGUGUGCCAGCUCCAUUUCUCUUCCCAGCUUGUAUUUCAGUUUGGUAUUGUAACUCCAAGACCCCAAGAAAAACAUGGAUCGUCUUGCUAGUGCUUUCUUGUGGGUUUGCACCAUUUAUCAUGAUGAACAUCCUUACAUCGACAUCAACAUCGAAAUUCUCACAUCUAUAUAAGUGCUCCUUUUAUAUUGGCAUCUCUGAUCUCAUCCGAGAAUGAGCUUUGAAUGUUAAUACUGCUGUCUUUGCUUUCCUGUCCUCUAUUUGUAGAGGGGCAUGUUUCUUUCUCUUGGAGUAGAAUAAACUUAACAAAUGUCAUAUUACCUUUUGGAGUUUCUUUGAACUUCUGUCACAUGACUCUGACAAAGAGCACAUGAAACCUUCUUAUUAUGUGUUGUGACACAUUUGAUGUGAUGGAGCUUGUGUAUCAAGUCAAGUCAAGGAAAAUUCUCAACUCUCUCAGCAUUGCUAGUCCCUUUCAGCAAACUACCAAAUGGCAGUCUCUACUUCAGUUUAAACUUUUUGAAUGCCUGUAAGAUACAAUCAGCUUCUUAAUUCAUUGUGAGCUUCAGCAGUGCAUUCUGCUGUGUCUGUCAAUGUUUUUCUUUUUCAUUUCUGCACAAUUCAAGAUAUUUUCCUUCUGGCAUUAACGGGGGUUGCUUUUCCAAACCAGUAUUACAAACCAGUACAAACAGUAUUACAAACCAGUUCAUACAGCCUCACAUUUUAUUAUCUUGGAUUCUCCAGCAUCUGCAGUUCCCGUUAUCACUGUUACAUUAAUUUAAAAUGGUUUUGGCUUAGUCACAAGCACUUACUGCCACUAUACCAUGUAUUCUGGUUUUCUUUGUUUCCCAAAUGUUAGAAAUAAUCAGCUCGUAAAUGUGCAAAGAUGAGAAAUUUUGGCGUAAUAUUUGCUGUUUGGCUUGGUUCUCUUACAUAUGCUUCUUUCAUCCAGCCUGGAACAUUUAGACAUCAGUUGAUUUCUAGGUAAGUAGUUCCUAGCCCUUUUCACACAAUAGAAUAGUAACUAACACAAGUACUGCCUUAGUAAAAGACAGAGGAGCUAAACUUACAUGAACAUUUGGACUCAACUUUUGCUAUAAUUAUAUGGAACUGUUUCAUUUAUUCAGAUUGUUUCCUUCAAAUAAUGAUUCAUAUGCUGUUGCUUGUGUUCACUUAUUAGACAAUAUUAUUUCAGGGAACAUUGUUUUCUUUGUUAAAUUUUAAAAUCACACAUAGCCGCUAUCUUUUUCUAAGGUUAUAUUCUGAAUUUCCUUUUGUAAGUGUGGAAUUUGAAUUAUAGAAUAAGCAAAUGUUUGUAUUCUGGUUAAUCUUAUUUGAAUAGGCUUUGAUAUUAGGUUUGCAACAAGUGUUUCUA